CGCGCGCUACAAGCCCCGUCUCUUUUGGGAUGAGAGACGGAUCUGUGGACGAAAAGGGGGAUGAGUGACGAUGCACCGGCACAGAGGUGACUCGAUCCUCGACCAAACAUUGCGCCGCGUCACAAGCGGAGCCUUCCACGACUCCCGCGUCUAUGAAGACUUGAGUAUCGCACGCAGCAUGGAGGCGGCGUCCAGCGUCUCUGCGAAUCGGCUGAACGAAAGCUGCCAGCUCACAAACCAGUCAGCGACCGCGCAGGCUCGUUCAGUCUCCACUGAUACGUUCAGUCUCCGCUGAUUGGAAGCGCACACUCACCGAUGCAAGACGCCCACCUCUGUUCGUGUAUGUUCUCACUGCCGGUGCUUGGACCCGAGAGGUGAGCCUGGCAGACCGUUCAUUUCCCGUUUCUCUCCUUUGAAGACAAGCCCCCCUCCAGCCUCUGGACGGCGGUUUAGUAUCUUCCAUCAUGCCGUUCUUCACACUCGAGGACUUCAAGAUCGCCUUCAGCUUCUUCUGUACCGUGUACGGUAUCGGAACACUGGGUUUACCGGCCAAUUUCGCUCGUUCAGGUGCACCGAUCGCGACGGUGGCGCUGCUGUUCAUGGGUUUCGCCAAUGUCUGCUCUUGCGUUGCCAUCUCCAGAGUGUGCCUUGCAGCACCCAAGCACCUUAAAACCUACGGCGACGUCGGUGAAUGGUGCUGCGGCAAGAUCGGACGCUACCUCGUGCUGCUCGCGCAGUUCGGCGUGUGUCUCCUGGUGCCGUGCGCCUACCUCGUACUGGGCGGCAUCCUACUGGACGGUAUCUCUCCAGGUGCGUUCGACCAGCAAUACUGGAGCAUCAUCAUGGCCGCCAUGUUGCUGCCGGUUAUCGUGACGCCGACGCUCAAGGAAGGAGCGUACGCCGCCUUUGCUGGCUGCAUGGGCACGGUACUCGCUGACGCGAUCGCUAUCGCCGUGCUGGCCGUGGGUAUCGGCAACGACCACCCCUCCGUGCCCCGUCCGGACAUCAAGUUCAGUGAGGCCGCAUCAUCGUUCGGCAACCUGGCUCUGGCCUACUCCGCCGCCGUGCUGGUCCCCGCUCUCCAACGCGAACACUCCCAGCCGGAGCGUAUGCCUCGCGUUGUCGCCUCUACCAUGAUCUUCGCCGCGUGCUGCUUCCUGAUCAUCGGCGAGACGUCGUACUCGUACGUGGGAUGCCAGAUCCCCGGUAACCUGCUGUUCGCCAUCAACGGCCCAGCUUUGGAUCUAGACGCGAGCCGCGGUGCUGUUGUGCUUGCCUACAUGUUCAUGCAACUGCACAUUACCAUCGCCAUGUCCGUCAUCUUGAACCCCGUGCUGUACAUUCUCGAACGCGGCGUGCUGGGCAUGCACAAACGCCCUCUUGUUCUUCCUGUGGACGAGGAAUCUCCCGCAUUUAACGUUAUCAACACUCCCCACAACAGUCUGGGCGAGAAGGAGGGCACGCCUAUUGUCAACGGCCGUCCGUCGAUCACGUCUAUGGCUGAUGCCGAACACGACCUGACCCCGGAAGCUCUUCUGAAUGAAUACCAUAACAGCGGCCCCAUAGUGAUCGCAAAGUACGUGACGCUGCGCAUCUGCGUUGUGGUGAUUCUGCUUAUCCUCGCCAUCAUUUUCAAGGACCAUUUCAUGGAUUUCUCGGACUUUGUCGGCGCCUGGGCGGUGUCUCUCGCGUGUAUCAUCCUACCGAUCUUCUUCUACCUCAAGGUGUUCUGGAAUACCACACCGUGGUACGAGAAGGCUAUCGGCACGUUCAUUAUUGUUGUGUGUGCUGGACUCGGCGGCUACGUGACGUACACGACCGGCCACGACCUGUUCCUCGACAUUGUGAGUGACAAGACGUUCCCCUACUGCCCGGACGAGUACUCGGAGGUCGUGUACACCAACACUUCCUACUACGGCAACAACUAGACGCCCAUGGCUGCUCCAACCAAAGGGAGAGAUGCUGUUAUGCAUAAGCAAUAGCACCGUAACUCCCUCGUGGUGGCAAAGCUGGCCUUGACCGUCUUGUUUGUCGCUAUUAAAGUUGAAGCUCCUCAUAGUUAAGUAGGUAAAUAAAAGGAAUGAUCUAUUGCAAAAAAGACUUUCCAGAUCUGAAAUGCUGUCGAUCAGCCAUUUA
This is a messenger RNA of Phytophthora nicotianae INRA-310, 2136 nucleotides long. RefSeq lists its product as hypothetical. Gene Ontology annotation, molecular function: amino acid transmembrane transporter activity. Bases 465 to 1928 code for a protein of 487 amino acids. The transcript has a single exon. Gene Ontology annotation, cellular component: vacuolar membrane. The record is from RefSeq and is a predicted model, not a curated record. Lineage: Eukaryota; Oomycota; Peronosporomycetes; Peronosporales; Peronosporaceae. Gene Ontology annotation, biological process: amino acid transmembrane transport.